Messenger RNA from Octopus sinensis (East Asian common octopus), 9185 nucleotides. RefSeq names its product mucin-5AC. Bases 169 to 3555 code for a protein of 1128 amino acids. Gene Ontology annotation, molecular function: nucleosomal DNA binding; nuclear receptor binding. The record is from RefSeq and is a predicted model, not a curated record. The transcript is spliced from 18 exons. Lineage: Eukaryota; Metazoa; Mollusca; Cephalopoda; Octopoda; Octopodidae. Gene Ontology annotation, cellular component: SWI/SNF complex. Gene Ontology annotation, biological process: negative regulation of DNA-templated transcription.
AAUAAUAUCAAUUAAUUUUCGGAAAAAUAGUCUUCUCCGAGAAUAGCGAACGUCGGGCGAACAUCAGCCAUUGUUCCGUUCGCCUGUUUUAAAUAUUUUUAUGCGAUUCAAAUGUAAAUUUUAAAACCAGUAUUUGUAAUAUAAAUUAGCGGAUAGCCAUUCUUCACUAUGGCUCUUCCAAGCUACAAGAAUCCACCCACUGUUUCUCAGAGUACACCACAACGCUCUGGGCGUGGUUAUUCUAAUUCCAGUCAGUCAGCAUCUGGUGGGGGUUGUUCUUCGUCCAGCAGUAGUCCAUUUUACUUUAGUGGACAAGGCCAUCCCUCUUUCACUCCCAUCCGUGUUGGCUCCAAAGCUAUAACGUUAAUAAAGAGACCCACAGACAAACAUUUGAACGAUGCCAAAAUUCCCAAACCACCAAAACCUCCAGAUAAGCCUCUUAUGCCAUAUAUGAGAUACAGCCGUAAGGUAUGGGACUCAGUAAAGGGAGCCAACCCAGACCUAAAAUUAUGGGAAAUUGGUAAAAUCAUUGGACAGAUGUGGCGGGAAUUGUCCGAAAAAGAGAAACAGGAGUAUAUGGAUGAAUACGAAGCAGAGAAGAUCCAGUACAACGAAGCAAUGAAAGCCUACCACAAUUCUCCCGGUUACCAGGCAUGGAUUGCUGCAAAGGGAAGACUCAAAAAUAUUGCCGAAACUGAAGAUGAAGAACGAGAAAAACCUCGACAACAGAAUACUUUGCCCGACAAAAGUAACUUGAAUUCCAGUAAAAACGGUUAUGAUGGGAUUAUAGAGAAAGAAGUAGCUGGAAGGGGACCAAGACGAGUAAGACAGUCCAAAUCUGAUUCACCCAGGAUUAGCAUACAACCUGCAGAUGAUGAAGAUGAUUUUGAUGAUGGUCUUUCUGUGAAGCAUAUUGCCCAUGCUCGUUAUUUGAGGAACCACCGUCUCAUUAAUGAAAUAUUCAGUGAAACUAUGGUUCCUGAUGUUCGCACAGUUAUUAUGUCUACUCGGAUGAGCGUCCUGCGGAAGCAAGUCUCUUCUUUAACCAACCAUCAGAAAAAACUGGAAUCUGAACUCAAGUUGAUUGAAGAUAGACAUGAAGCAAAGAAGAGGAAAUUCAUAGAAAGCAGCGAAUCUUUCCAUGAAGAUUUAAAGAAACUGUGUGAAAGCAAACCACAGAUCACAGAUGAAGUAUUUGCUAAUAUGCUUGCAAAGGUCAAGGAAGAGCUUCGUCAACGGCAUGCACAGUUUCUGCAACAACAGCAGCAGGCAAAGACUGCUGCUGCUUUACAUCAACAGUUACCAUUGUCAUCAUCACCACAGCAACCUCCGUCAACGCCAACACCCCCAGUUGCUUCCAGUAUGUCACCUGCCACUCCUGGAAGUUCAUCAGCAGCAACGCCUGGCCCACCAGAUUUGGACAUGCAGGAGAGUGAAAUUUCAAUGAAACCUAAAGACGAAGAAAAAUGUGACACAGUUGAGAAAAUGGAAAUUGAAGAAUCAAAGAGCAAUGUGGAUUCUACAUCAAGUGAUAAACCCGAACCGUCUGAAGUGACUAAAGAAGAAGAGGAGUUAGAAACGCCAGUAACACCAGCAGCACCUGCUGCAGUUGCUGCAGUGUUGAAGACAGAAGAGGCUGAACCACUUCCAGAACCUAAGACUCCUGUUUCAACUUCAGAAUCAACUACACCACCUGCGCCAUCAACGACGACUGAAGAACCCGCAUCAGCCCCUCCAGAAACUCCUGUAGAUGAAUCUGAUAAAAUUGAAAAUCCUUCCCAGCCGCCGCCGCAGGUCACUGAGGAGAAAGCAGCAGUAGCCCCAGCAGCAGCAGCAGCAAUAGCCCCACCAGCAGCAGCAGUAGCCCCACCAGCAGAACCAGUUGCCACAGAGACUACAGUUCCUGAAAAAGAAGCUGUCAGUGAAGAAAAGCCACCUCAGACAACAGAAGUACCUCCUGAUAGCAGUCCUUCUAGUGUUGCUACUCCCGCUCCUGCCUCUGCUCCCGCCCCUGCUCUGUUAGAGAAUAUUGCCCCUGAAGCUACUACUGUCAGUGGGGACAGUGAGGAGACGACAGCCACCAGUGAGAAGACACCUACUCCACCCCCUCCUUCAUCAUCGCCAGCUCCUGCCCUUUCAGCUUCCUCCACCACUACUACUACUACAACCACUUCUACUACUGUUGAUACUACUACUCCUACUACUACUCCUACUACUACUACUACUCCUACUACUACUGCUGCUGCUACUGCUGCCAUCACCACCACUACCCCAACCACUGCCACCACUGCUGUCACUUCUACCACUGCCAUCACUACCGCCACCACUACCACUACCGCCGCUGCCACCACCACCACCACCACCACUACAGACACCCCUACCACUGCUCCUCCUGUUUCUGCUGCUUCUGAAGCUCCAGAAACCAAACCUGAUAAUCCAGCCACUUCAGAGCUUGACAAAGUUAAGCAGCAGACUAAUCUUUCAGUAUUCACCAUGAAACUGCAGAGAAGAAAUUUUCGAGCCAUGAUGUUCCUGCAUUACUCGAAAGGGAAAAGUGCAGCUGACAGUCAUGAAAUUUUGUAUCGAUUAUUUCAGGAUUUAAGUCCCUCUUACAGUACAGUUAAAUUCUGGUUUGGAGAAUUUAGACGUGGUAAAGAAGAUCUGGAAGAUGACCAAAGAACUAGCCGCCCAAACACUUCAAUACUCGCUGAAAAUAUUGAAGUUAUAGAGGCAAUGUUGAAUAGUGAUAAAAGAUUGACACCUAAAGAAAUAGAAGGUACCUUAAGCAUUGGAUCAGGAAAUGUCAAAUGGAUUCUACAGAAUCAUAUGCAUUUAAAACAGCAUAGUUGCUGUUGGAUUCCACAAACUCUUAAUGAAAUGCAAAAGCAGGCUCGAGUGGAAUGGUGUCAUUAUAUGCUGAAAAAAUUUGAAAAUGGAGGUUCUCCUAAGGUCUGGGAUAUUGUUGUAGAAGACCAGAUUUGGCUUUAUCAAUAUGAACCUGAAACAAAACGGCAGGCUUCUGUAUGGGUCUUUCCAGAUGAAGACCCGCCUUUAAAACUGAAAAGGCCUCGAAGUGUUGGGAAAACAAUGAUGGCAACUUAUUUCCAAAGAAGUGGUUAUUUAGUGACCACGUCUUUGACAGACAGGGAAAUAGUCAGUGCACAGUGGUACGUGACCAAGUGUUUACCCCAGUUGUUUGAAGCAAUCAAAUUGAAGCGCCCAGACUCUGGUCUCCGGGGCAUUCUCCUCCACCAUGAUGACACUCGUAUCAAUACUGCUGCAGCAACACUCGACUUGCUAGCUGAAAACCACGUGCAGAUAAUCUCUCACCCUGGCUCUAGCCCUGAUCUGUCACCUUGUGAUUAUUUUUUGUUCUCCAAAGUGAAAGAAAAGCUGAGGGGCAUUCGAUUUGAGAGCCCUGAAGAAGCUGUCCAGGCACUGGUUAACCAAAUGUCUCAACUGUCCAAUUUUGAAUGGACUCAGUGUUUUUCAAAUUGGUUUAAAAGAAUGAAAACUUGUAUAGAUUGUGAGGGGGAUUAUUUUGAAAAAACCUGAUUACUUUUUUUCUUUUCAUUUUUUUUUUUAUUUUGGAAACAAACAAAAAAACGACCAACUAACAAACAAACAAACAAAACUACAAAAAACAAACAGUUUUUGUUGUAAGGUGUUGAGGACAGGAACUCUCUGAAUGUUAACUGUACAUAGCCCACUAUUAAUAUUUAUUAUUAUUAUUAUCAUUAUUAUAGUUUAACAUUACUACUAUUAGGCAAAUUGAUAUAUCUUCACUCAGAUUUUUUUCUAUUAACAUUAUAUAUAUGUGUAUAUAUAUAUAAUAAUAAUAAUAAACUAACAACAUAGUUGUUUAACUCGUUUCCCUCCCCUGCCACCUCCUCCCUCCCUCUUCCCAACCUUAAAAAAAAAACAAAAAAAAAAAAGAAAGAAAGCUACUAGUUUUCUCUCCUGAGUUAGCGUUUUUCAUUAGGGAGUCGACCAAUGAAAUUUACUUUCAACUUGUAUUGCUGUUAUCUUCUCUUUCAGAAUCAGAGGCAGCGACAGAGAAAGAGACAACUGUGUCUCCAAAUAAUGCCUUGCAAGCUGAGCAGUGGAACGGUGUGAAGGACAGCACUGAGGCUACUUCAGAGGGAACGGCUGAUAGUGAGGAAAGCAACAAAUGAUUGGAAUCAAAACUAGUUCUACUUCAUAGAUAUCAGUUUUUUAUUCAGUAUGAAUCAUAAUAACGAUAAUAAUAAUAAUUAAAAAAAGAAAGAAGAAAAAAAAGAAGACAAAACCAUAAACAAACUUUUAUCCUUAUUCCCACUUUCUUGGUUAUUUCAGCUUCAAGUUGAUAAAAAGAUCUCCCAAAAUCCUCCUCUUUUAUUUUUUUUUUUCAUUUAUUUUUGGUAGUUCCUUUUUUUUUUUUUUAUUCUGAACUACAACUACUUUGGUUGUUACUGUGUAUGCAUGACUAUGAUUUCAGAUGUAGCUCCACCACCCAGCUAGCUACUACUGCUACUACUACUUCUACUACUACCACUACUAUAUACCACUACUACCAAAAGCAUGUACUACUGGAUAAAGGACCUUCUUCCCGAAUAUAAAACUAACAUAUAUAUGCUUUCACUCACACAUAUGCACACACACAUACUCAUACAUACAUACAUACAUACACACGUGCAAACAUGCACAGUGAGAUAGUUCUGCAUGUCACAUUCUAUAAUGUAUAUAUAUGUGCGUGUACACACACACACACAAACAAACAAAUAUAUACAAUAAGGUACAUGAAAUUAAUUGAAUGUAUUCAUGACUAAGGCUUCGCUUGUGUUAAGGACAUUGGUGAUAUUUCAUUUUAGACAAUAGGGCAUUUUACAUUCAUUAUUAUCAUAACUUUAUGACAAUUAUCAUUUAUUAAGAUACUAUUAUUAUUAUUAUUUACUUGAGGGCUAUGUUGUUUUAAUACUUCUGAAAGUUCCUGAACUCAAUUCCUCUUAAGACUAUUGUAUUUUUUAAACUUGACAUAUUUCUUAUUGAAAAAUUUUUUUUAUGUUACCUCACCUGUAUAUGCUAUCAAUCUGCUAAUUGUAUUUAUCCAUGUAACUUUGCAGUAGAUCUUUCCGAAUGUCUUGCCUAUCAUUCCUACCUACAGCUGGAGGAGUUGAAUAUUGAAAUAUGGAAUGGUGUUGGUGCCAUUGCUGUGCUGAUUAUAAAAAAAAACAAAAAAAGAAAGAAAAGAAAAUAUACCCUUUUUUUUUCUCUUUCUCUCUCUCUCUCUCUCAAGACAAUUCUCUUUAAGCUACACACUGCCCGGGGAGGAAAACCAAUAUUAUUAUUUUUAUUAUUAUAAUUAUCUGUUGUGUAUGAUGCUGUAUGAUCAUGUAUGAUGCUCAGAGAUACUUUAUACAACUCAAUUCAUUUAGACUGCCAGUCUGUGAACUCUUAUAAUAAUAAUGAUAAUAAUAAUAACAAGCAAGAUUUUAAUUUUUUUAAAUUAAUUAAUCAAUUAGUAUUUAAUGAACACUAGAAAAUUUUAACUGAAAAAUGGAAAAGUUUUUUUUUUGUUUUUUUUUUAACUAUAAUUUUACACUUUUACACACUUGUUCAGCUUUUAUUAAUACAACUUAUAAAAGAUAUAUUUAGAAGUGGGGAAACAUAAAAAAAAAAAAGAAACAAAAUAAGAUGAAAUUUGCCGACAUUUUUUUUGUUUUUUGCAUCCAUUUGGGAUGAUGAAAUAGAAUUAUUCCAAAAGAUGGAGCUGACUGGGUUUGGAAUGAGAAGUCUUUGGAACUACUCGUGUAAUCUCGUAUAACCUGCAGUUGGUACCAACUUCUAGGGAUCUCUUCUAUUGACUGGGACCACACAAUAUUGCUAUGGUAACAACAUUUACAAUGCUUCAAAUCGACCAUUUGUGGUUCAACCAUUUUUUUUUUUUCUUUUUGAACUGCUGCACCAUAUUUAGGCUUCUGUUACCAUCAAUUGGAAUGACAGUUAUGUCAAUGUAUAUUUUAUUUUGUUUCUCUUACCUUUCACAUUUCCUGAUAUACAAAUUUAAAGAAGUCAGUUUUAUAUAUAUAAUGAGAACUGAAAAUAUUAAAAAGGAAAGCAAGAAUGAACUAGGGACAUGUUUUAACCUCCUUCAUGCAUCAUGGCUGAGAGCAGGACUAUUCAACAACAAUUGUGCCCAUUUAUAAUCAAGCACUUAUCUGAUGACACCAGCUUGUGGUUUACAGAUCAUUUUCUUGGGCUACAUUUAUUAUUAAUUUAUAUAUUCUUUCUCCCCACUUCUCUCCCAGUGGUAAGACAAUCACUUAUUAAAGACACCUGAAGUUAUCUUCUCAGCAUUUAGACUUCAUGGUGUUUUUGUUUUUUGUUGUUUUUUUUUUUUUUAUAAAUCUCUUUGGAAUGUCUACAACAAGGAAACUGUUUCAUGUGUCCUAAACGUCAAUGCUAAAACUUGCAAUAAUAGCUAAUGUUUUAUAAUCACCUUAGUAUUACACCAACUUAAUUCAUACACUUGAUAUUUAGCAAACAACAAACAAAAAAAUUCCCAUUUUUGUUUUUAAUUGAAAAUAACAUCUUUUGGAUUAAAUAUAAAUUUUAUUCAUCAAACAUUUCAAUCAUGGUGUCAUUUCUAGUCAACCAUUAGUCAUUAUUGAAAGUGAAUUUUUUAAGAGUUUUUUUUUUCAUCCCUUACAUCAACUAUGACUCAUUAGUAGGCAUUUAUGAAAGAUUUUUUGAAGAAUAUAUUGUUUCAAUAUCAGUCAUUCAGAAGGAUAGGUUCUAAACGAACUAACGCUAACGAGCAUUUAACAUUUUGGGUCUUGCUCUGGUAUCAUUAGAACACUACGCUUCUCUUAUCUAUCACGUUGAUUAUUAACACACUGUAAUGCACGUCCUAUGCAAAAUAUAUAUAUAUAUAUAUUUUAUGACUAUAAUUUUUCAAACUAUUAACCUCGUCUUUUAGAGAUGGAAAACGUUUUAAUAUUUACAUCUACGCAAACAGAAAAAUAAAAAUACUAAUAAGGAAAUUUAUAAAUCUUUACAUGCAUCUGAAUAUAAAAGAAACAAAAAAAAAAUAACACAAUAAUCUGAUGAUACAUUUUAAAAUAUGAUUUAGUUAACACUAGGUUAUUUCUGAUCUUCCCAAGAUGCAACUCAUUUCUGAGAAUAGGCGGAACAUCAUUGGCACCAAGAUAAGUGUUACUUCUCCUGUGCGUGUAUCAUCUCAGGUCAUUGUUUAACCAGUGUUUCCGGAAGGUUUGGGUAUUUCUCUUGUCUGCAGAUUUUCUUUGCAAACAUUUGCUCAGUAAGUGUAGUACAGUUGUGUCGGUUGUGGUUGGUACAUCAUCUCUGUCUCGUUUGGAAUAAGGUUCAGGAAAGCAUUCAUUACAUUGCCACAUCACCAAGAAUAUCUUGAAGAAAACGUAUCCAGAUGUAACUGCAUUUUUGCAUCUCGUGUGUGUGUGUGUGUGGUGUCAUUAGCACCACUCUUCAUCUUGUCUAUUUCGUGCAGUUUUGUAAUCGCAACAAAACAGAUCCUCCUUUCUUGCUGCUUUGUCUCUCACCAUCUUUCUGGCCUUAUUUCUCCUUCCUGUUGCAAUGGUUACUAUAGUUGAGAUAUCGUUUUUCUUGUUUCUUUCACCUCCCCACAAUUACACUGCUGCGGCUAGAUUCAAACUCUUUGCUUGAAACGCUGUCAGGAAUGUCCUCAAUCUUUUUCAUUUCAAUCAAUAAUUCCCGCCAACUAUUUUCAAUUGUGGAUUAUUUGAUCCUGCAGAAGUCAUAGAAAACAGUGGUAUGCUCUCUCUCUUUUUCUCUCUCCCCACCAAAGUUAUAAGUGAUUAGAUUAUGUCCACUUUGUCGUGAUUGGAUGUAUAUUUAUUUUUCUCCUUCUCCUCCAUCUCCACAGCAUAAUAAUGAUCCUAGAGGGUUUGGAGAAUUUUUCACGACUGCAGUUUCUUUGCAAUCAUUGUAUCAUAGAAGUAGCUCAAUUCUGUCUUUUGGAAUAGAAUUCAGGAAAAUACUGUAUGACAUCUACCCAGGGUAUCUUGAAAGAAAACUCAACCAGAUCAAUCGUGUCUCUCUUCUACAUUUUCUCACGAUAUCUCCGACCAUCUUUUCUCCUUCCAUUGCAACUAUCAACUGAGCUGUCCCUUUCUUCGUUUCAUUGACCUUCCGACAAUUACAAUGCUGUUUAACCAUGUUUCUAACUUUGGUGCCUCGUUUUAAUUGCAAUGGUCACCACCAGAAAUGAGAUAUCCAUCCUCUUAUUUCACUUCCCAACACUUGCUGUCCUGUCCAAUCUUUCAUAUGAUAUGUCGUCAGCUCUGUCCUUAUUGAUAUUCUCACCAGCUGUCUAAAUUCCUGUAUCAGUGAUCACUGAUGUACAAGACAUGACUAUCAACAAUGUAUUUAAUUUAAUUACUGGCAGCUGUUUGUGAUGUAGGAGUAGGUAUGCCCUUUUAUUUUUUUACCCCCACCUCUUUCGGAUGAUGCAGAAAGUCACAAGUGAUUGACUUGGGAGGUGUUACAUUCUGAGAAGUCUUCAUCACUUGGUCACCUCGACCUCUGUCUGCCUUUGAAAAUGGUUUCUUUCAGCUGCUCAGAUAAAUGGUAUGCUGGUGUCGUUGUAGUAAUUAGUUUUGUAUAUUUCGUUAGUUUCCUUUUAUAUAUAUUUUUUUUCCUGUGCCUUUUGGUCUCUUGCUAACUUUGCACAGUCUAACUUACAACAUGGAGUAGCAGCAUUUAUUUUUAGGCUAUGACCCCUCCCCCUAGUAAUGCUACUGCUAACUAGUGGACAAUGACAAACAUAAACUGGAAGAUUAUCUUUGUUCAUAUUGAUCAAAUGUAUUUAAACGGUUAGUCAUCUGGGCUGAGUGGGUAUUUUUUCACCAAAUACUUUUUUCUUUAUUUUUGUUGUAAACCUGUUGGAUUUUGUCUGUUUCUAUAGUAACAGGGGUGAGUCUGUUAUUUAUUUUUUUCUUCUCACCCUACCCCCCAUCUCCAUAAAGCUAAAUAUUUCCACUACAGUGACUUUGGAUUCCAACUGUGAUUGUCUUAAGAACUCUCAACUGUUCUUCCUUCUAUUUCUUAUCUAUCACUGAAGCCUGUCACCAGAGACCAGGAAUGAGGAAGCCACACUUACAUGUAUUUCUUCAAUCAUCAAUAAAGAAAAAUAAAUCGAAAAGUCA